Molecule: messenger RNA, 1278 nt
Organism: Hypoxylon fragiforme
Lineage: Eukaryota; Fungi; Ascomycota; Sordariomycetes; Xylariales; Hypoxylaceae
Exons: 1
Coding region: 1-1278 (425 amino acids)
Source: RefSeq, a predicted model, not a curated record
AUGGCAUCGAACGAGAACUUGGCGCCCUCGUCGGCAGAGGGAAGUAUAACACCAUCUUCCAAUUCAAACUCCACGAAGCCAUCAUCGAUCCCGACGAAGCCCUUCAUCAAUCGCCAUAACCGUAUCUAUAUCCAUGAGCCUACGCUACUAUACCCCCUACCUGUGGACUUGGCGGAACUUCAUCGCCAGUCCCUGCGUACCCUCAUGCUCUUUCAAUUAUUCGGCGGCCCAACGACAGCCCCUGAAUUUUCCAACAAGCCACCAUCACGUGUUCUUGAGGUAGGAUGCGGAUCUGCUUUUUGGAGCAUGAUGUGUCAUCGAUACUUCGCGCAGCACGGUCACAGCUCCAUAUCUUUCACUGGUCUUGAUAUCGUACCUCUCGUGGGUACCGGGCUCGAUCAGAACUGGAAGCCCGAUAAGGAUAUGCGAUGGCGAUUCGUUCAACAUGAUAUGCGCCGUACCCCAUGGCCACUAGCUGACAAUGAAUUUGACUUGAUUAUGGUCAAAGAUAUGUCACUCUCGAAUUCGAUGCGCGACCCACAGCAGUUCUUCGAGGAGUAUCUCCGCUUGCUUAAGCCAGGUGGAGUACUAGAAUUUUGGGAAAGCGAUCACACCAUUCGCAUGCUACGACCUCACAUCCUGAAGAAAUCGGCAGUCAUGAAACCCGACUCCGACUCUGAUUCGGAUGAUAGCAGUGAAGAAGAGGACAGCACGGAGAAAUUAGGAGCCUACAUCAUGACGAAUAACACCCCUCUCAGCGCACCACUCAAUCCGUUCCUCGUAGAGUAUAACGGCUGGGCGACUAAGGCGCUUGAUGCCCGAGGCCUGUCUGCUGUCCCUUGUACGCUGAUUGGCCCGCAUCUUCUCCAAGAAGCGGAUACGCUUAUGGAUGUACGAUCUAAGCGAUUAGCAGUACCACUUAGCGAGAUCAGAUGGGAGCGUGAGGGCGUUGGCGGUGUUGUAACCAAGGAUGGCAAAAGCUACAUUGACUCGAUGAAGGGGAAGGGCAGGAUGGAUUCGAGAAACGAUAAGCCACGAGGUAAAAGCCUAACUACUAGUCAAGCCGCUCUCCGACGAACUGCUCUCGAGACAGUGGUAGGCAUGAUCCUCUGCCUCGAACCUAUUCUGAGGGAGGUUAGCGGGAAGAGUCAAGACGAAUGGGAUGGGUGGACAGGCAAGAUGAUGAACGAUCUAUUGCGUGAGGGGGGCACAAGUUGGGGAGAGUGUUUGGAAGUUGGAGCCUGGUGCGCCAGAAAGAAGCUAAACACGGUGGUAUGA